ACCUGGCCACCAGCGCAGCUGUGCCAGAGCCCCGAGGAGACCGGCCGCCCAACUCCUCCCCCCCCUCACCGGCCGCCGCGUCCUCGGAUUUAUUCCAACAAUCUGUUAAAACAUGGUGGAUUACUAUGAAGUUCUGGGCAUGCAGAGACAUGCCUCACCUGAGGACAUUAAAAAGGCAUAUCGGAAACAGGCACUGAAAUGGCAUCUGGACAAAAAUCCUGAAAAUAAAGAAGAAGCAGAGCGGAAAUUCAAACAAGUAGCUGAGGCCUAUGAGGUGUUAUUGGAUGCAAAAAAGCGGGACAUCUAUGACAAAUACGGCAAAGAAGGAUUAAAUGGUGGAGGAGGAGGAGGUGGAAGUCAUUUUGACAGUCCGUUUGAGUUUGGCUUCACAUUCCAGAAUCCAGAUGAUGUCUUCAGGGAAUUUUUUGGUGGAAGGGACCCAUUUUCAUUUGACCUCUUUGAAGACCCAUUUGAUGACUUCUUUGGGAACCGAAGGGGUCCCCGAGGAAGCAGAAACCAAGGUACAGGCUCGUUUUUCUCUGCCUUCAGUGGAUUUCCUCCUUUUGGAGAUGGAUUUCCUGCUUUUGAUACAGGAUUCACUCCAUUCGGCUCACUAGGGCAUGGGGGCAUAACUUCCUUCUCUUCAGCAUCAUUUGGCGGUAGUGGAAUGGGCAACUUCAAAUCAAUAUCAACUUCUACUAAGACAGUUAAUGGCAAAAAAAUUACCACAAAGAGAAUUGUGGAGAAUGGUCAAGAAAGAGUAGAAGUUGAGGAAGACGGACAGUUAAAGUCCAUGACGAUAAAUGGUAAGGAGCACCUGCU
Molecule: messenger RNA, 822 nt
Organism: Peromyscus maniculatus bairdii (prairie deer mouse)
Lineage: Eukaryota; Metazoa; Chordata; Mammalia; Rodentia; Cricetidae
Product: dnaJ homolog subfamily B member 6
Molecular function (GO): Hsp70 protein binding
Source: RefSeq, a predicted model, not a curated record